Molecule: messenger RNA, 1749 nt
Organism: Doryrhamphus excisus (bluestripe pipefish)
Lineage: Eukaryota; Metazoa; Chordata; Actinopteri; Syngnathiformes; Syngnathidae
Source: RefSeq, a predicted model, not a curated record
GGAAUGUAUCAGUAUAUUUCUGAUAGAGGCUCGCCAAAUUACGCCAAUUCCUUUUACUUAAAUGAUAGGACAAACAAUUUGAUUUAUUUAUUUUAAAGCCCCAAAGUUAUGCCCUUGAUGUAAUCAUUAUAUUGUCGAAAUGUACCCACCGUCGUGAGCUGUCAAAGAUAACAGACAUGAAAGAAUUGUCAACGCCUUCAUUGUUGUAUUUAGCAAAGUAGCAAACGCUCCGCCUCGCUUCCCUGAACACACUGCAGGCGUCCGUUUCUAUGGUAACCAUCAACACUUCCCACCCUGCCUUAGCGACAGGGGAAUCGUCUGGCAGGGGGAAAAAAAAUUGGUUUAUCGAGAGUUAACAUUUCCUCUUGAGCUGAGACAAUUCUUUCCGCAAAUGACUGACCAAAAUGGACGAAGAUGACGCGUCGGAUGUGGAAAACGGGGAAGAUAAUCAGGAAGACAAUCAAGAAGAGGAGGAGGAAGAAGAGGAGGAGGAAGAGUACGAAGCCGUUGAGCUUCGCCCACUGAGUCAAGAUAUCAUCAUUCCCGGUCUCUCUUUGCUGUGCCGAACAGGGAACGGACUGAGGCACGCGUUCAUUAAAGUGGUCCUGAGUGACAAAGGACUAAGCGACAUUGUUGCCAUCAGCAAUUACAUUCAUCUACGUUUCAUGGACGUGUCCAGCAACCGCAUUUCCGACCUUUCACCCCUGGCGUCUCUCACCCAGCUUCUUUGGCUCAAGGUUGACAGGAAUAUCGUAACCUACUUCCAAGGACAAGCCUUCGCUCAGCUAGCCUACCUGCAGUGGCUGAGUAUGGCUGGAAACCGGCUCACAGACGUGGAUGGUCUUGUUGGACCGUCUUUGGAGAGUCUUAUUCUUUCAGAGAACCGAAUACAGACUAUAAACGGUCUCGAAAGUGGACAUUUUUCCAAACUGGUGACACUGGAGCUGAGGGGAAAUCGCUUAAGUACAACCAAAGGCAUCAACCUUCCCAACCUGCAGCGGUUAUAUCUGGCCCAAAAUGCUAUUAAAAGUCUGGAGGGCUUGGAUCAGUUGCAGAGCCUCACCACUCUCCACCUUCGUAAAAACAAACUAGCUAAUGUUGACGGGCUCAGCUCCGAAAUGAAAUGUCUCCAGUACCUCAACAUCAGCAACGAUAUCCUAGACGAGACCUGCCUGCGGUCGCUUGGCCAAGUGUCAAAAACCCUGCGAGUCUUGAUCCUGUCUGAGAAUCCACUAGACGGGAACGCAGACUACCGACCGUAUGUUCUAACUCUGAUUCCCAACCUGGAACGUCUUGAUAAAGAGCCGGUUUCCCUUGAGGAGAGAGCUGAGGUGUGGAAGGCAGUCAAGGAACUCAAUGAAGACGGCUAAAGUGGAACUUUGCAGGAAACCCUCCAUGAACUUCCUGGAAAAGACGAAUGUCUACACUAAAAACCUUAAAACCUGCAUAUAUAUUUAACAGUAACAUUGGAUGGGCUAUAUGUCAGAUUCCUGGUGAAAAUAUGAGACCUGUAAUUCCACUCGCACACCUUGUCAUCGAGCCGUUUCAUGUCUUGAAAGAAGUGGGUGUAGCUCUGGUUCUGGGAAAUUUUGUUGCAACGCAACCGCAAAUUACUUUGUAGAGGAAGAAUAUAAGGGCAAAAGCCACUGCAACAAUAACAACGUUGAAAUGAUUGACAUAUCCACCUGAGACCCAGCGAUGGACAAGCGUUUUAAACGCAUAUACAAGAAUAAAAGCAGUUGUGCUGUG